Messenger RNA from Sesamum indicum (sesame), 6129 nucleotides. The record is from RefSeq and is a predicted model, not a curated record. NCBI's taxonomy places the organism in Eukaryota, Viridiplantae, Streptophyta, Magnoliopsida, Lamiales, Pedaliaceae.
ACUAUACCUUUUUCAUCUGUCUCUCUAAUAGCAUAAACUCAGAGUUCUCUAUUUCAUUUGCUUCUUCUUCCGCUUCUCUUAUCCCUCUUACGGUGUCGUCUCGUCAUGGUUCCCGCCAUUGUUUUCUCCCAGUAGAAACCCUAAUUCUGUUCUCUCCAUUCCAGAUCUCUCUGUGGGAAAGAAAGAUUAUUUUGAAUUUCUGGGAAAGCGGUUUCUUCUCCGAGGCUAGGAUUUAUGUCCCACAAUCAAUCAAGGGCUGAGAGGAGCGAGUCUACGCAGUACAGGAAAACCGCCCGAUCCGGCAGCUCCAAUCAGCAGCGCCAGUUCACAGGCGGCGUCUCCACUAAGGGCGGUGGCGGUGCCUCCGCCGCCCCCAACAAUCCUUCUAACCGGAGUUUUAAGAAGUAUAAUAGCAAUUCACAAGUAGGGCAACCCGGUGCAAGAAGCCCUAAUGUAGAUUCUACUAUUCCAUCUGCACCACGUGCAGUACAGAAUGGUGCUCAUGAACAGCAGCCAACUCAUGGAAUACCCGACUCACCAGUUGGUAGUAACUCUUCAAAUGUCAAGCCAAUGGAUGCCACAACUCAAAAAUUUACCCGAGAUGUCCCCAAAGCUCCUCCUUCUAAUGUCUCCUCUGCAGCUCUACCAUCUAGUGUUUCGAUAGCUAGCUCUGAGUCUAAACCCCCUUCAACACCUGGGAAAGCUCCAGGAGAUGCAUCUAAAUCAUUUCCACUUCAGUUUGGGUCCAUAAGUCCUGGUUUUAUGAAUGGAAUGCAGAUACCUGCCCGAACAAGCUCCGCACCUCCAAAUUUGGAUGAGCAGAAAAAAGCUCAGGCCCGCCACGAAUCUCUAAGGUCCGGUCCUGCAAUGCCAAUUCCAUCUAUUCCAAAGCAGCAAUUGCCAAAAAAGGAUGCAGGGAGUCUUGAGCAGCCUAAUGCAGGUGACGCUCAGCUGGCGUCCAAAUCCAAGAGGGAUGCCCAAGUUUCAGCAGCACCACCUGCUGCUCAAGCUCAGAAGCCCUCAAUACAUCCUAUCCCUGGUAUGACCAUGCAACUGCCAUUUCACCAACCACAGGUUCCUGUUCAAUUUGGUGGUCCAAAUCCUCAAAUUCAGUCUCAGGCCAUGCCAGGAACAUCAUUGCCCAUGCCAAUGCCAAUGUCCUUACCUCUAGGAAAUCCACCAGUUCAGCAUUCAAUGUUUGUUCCAGGUCUCCAGCCACACCCACUGCAGUCUCAAGGAAUGAUGCAUCAGGGACAGACCUUGAACUUUUCCCCACAAAUGGGUCCUAUACCUCCUCAGUUGGGUAACAUGGGAAUAAAUAUGGCCCCACAGUUUCCUCCGCAACCUGCUGUAAAAUACAGUGGUUCUCGCAAAACUGUAAAGAUUACACAUCCAGAAACUCAUGAAGAGUUAAGGCUUGAGAGCUCACCGGCUUCGAGGUCACAUCCGAAUAUGCCAUCUCAAUCACAGCCUAUUCCUUCAUUUCCGCCUAAUAUCCCAAUGAAUUUUUAUCCCAGUUCUUACAAUGCCCCUUCGCUCUUCUUUCCUGCUGCAAGCUCUGUCCCUCUAAGUAGUUCUCAGGUUCCUCCCACUUCUCAGCCGCCAAGGUUCUAUAACCAGGUAACUGUGAAACCGCCUUCUCGUGGGGAGAAAGAGCAAUCGCCAUCCACUGGUUCACUAUCUGUUGGAAAAGAAGAAUCUUCUAAACCUUCAAGGUUACGUGCAGAAGAUUCAGUUCGUCUUAAUAAGGAUGUUGACUCUUCCUCAUUGAGCUCUUUGCCACAGACAAAGCCUGUGUUAGCAAAAUCAUAUGCAUUUGCUACCUCGUCAGGUCCUGCCAAUGUGCAGAAGGAUGAGCCUGUCACUUUGGCUUCUGCAGUGUCCCCUAAGGAUGACUCUGCAUCAGUAUCAACCACCUCUGCUGAUGAAGCAAGAACUGGGGCUGUUCCUCCUGAUUCCAUUGAAGAUAACCAUAAAAACCUAGGCAAUAGAGGUCAGCAUGAUCAGGUUGUUAGACUGUCUGCCACUGUAUCAAGUUUGCCUUCUCAAUUGGCUGAAGCUGAAGAUGUGGAAGCAAAAUCUGCUUCAUCUGGAAUUAAUAUGGUAUCUGAAACUGCUAAGGAAUCAUCAGCCAUGGUAGCUGAUUCUUGUGAGGCUUCUCAUUUGACAAUUGGGGGUGCUAUGGAAGAAAAGACAGGUGAUGAGUCUGAAAGUUUAGGGACGAAAGGUGUAAAUAGCAGACAAUCAGAGCCUGAGACAGUGGGGAGCAAAGAACAAGGAGAAGCCACAUUGUCUGAGAGUUUGAAAUCCUAUCAACCUAUUCUAGAAACGUCUUUUAGGUCUCUUUCUUUAGAAUCUCAAGAAAUCACCGGUAACCACGAGGAGGGCUCUGAUAUGGAGGUAACAUCCACUAAUGGCUGUUUAUUGGAAGACCCACAAGAAAAGCCAGAAGAAUCUUCAGGAUUAAUCUCUGAUGAGGUUGAGAUGAAUGAUGAUUUAGCUGCAUCUACUCACACAUUGGGUUGUCAAAAUACUGAAAGUUCUGGGUCAGUGACUGGUCUGUCAGAACAGAACGAAAAAACUUCUCCGGAUGUGUUGUCAAGUGUGCCUAAUGGCAUUGACACAAGAGAAACAACUGUCGCGAAGCAUGCUCUGAUGGACCAGGAGUCCGCCCCUGUUUCAGUUCCAUCCCCUCCUAAAGCUGCUUUGGGGCCUGGAAAUGAAGAUACUGAUAGUAGUAGUUGUGUGUUACUUCCCCCUUCUCUGUCUAAUGUCAAAGAUAAAGCCUUGUCAGAUACAAAUGUGGCGAGAAAUGCCAUGCCCCGAGUUAAAAAGAAAAAAAAAGAAUUAUACAAAAAAGCAGAAGCUGCUGGUACGAGUUCUGAUCUUUAUAUGGCAUAUAAGGGUCCUGUGGAAAACAAAGAGACUGUAACAUCUGGAGAUGGCUCAGAAAAAUCUUCAAUCAUUAGCGAGAAGCAGACAUUUGCUAAUUUAUCUCAGGACAAUGCCGUGCCAUAUGAGAAACCUGCUCAGGGUAAAGUGGAGCCUGAUGAUUGGGAAGAUGUUGUGGAAAUCUCUAGUCCGCAGUUAGAAACUUCAAAGAAUGAAAAUGAUGAUAAGGAUGGAGAUGGAUAUGAAUUGACAACUAAAAGGUACUCUCGGGAUUUCCUCCUAAAAUUUGUGGAGCAAUGCACUGAUCUUCCUGAUGGAUUCGAAAUUACUGCUGACAUAGCAGAUACAUUGAUGGUUUCUAGUGCCCAUGUUUCACGGCAGUCGUACCCUAGCCCAGGACGUACAAUUGACAGGCCAAUUGGUGGUUCUAGACCAGAUCGUCGUGGAAGUGGAUUGGGAGAUGAAGACAAAUGGAGUAAAUUUCCUGGAUCUCUUAUGUCCGGGCGAGGGGAUAUACGGACAGAUCUUGGCUAUGCAAGUAAUAUUGCUGGAUUUCGGCCUGGCCAAGGAGGUAAUUAUGGUGUUUUAAGGAAUCCUCGGGCUCAGGCACCUAUGCCAUAUGCUGGGGGCAUCUUAUCUGGGCCGAUGCAGUCCCUGGGUCCUCAUGGUGGCCUUCAGAGAAACAAUUCUGAUUCUGAUAGGUGGCAGCGUGGCACUGGUUUUCAGAAGGGUUUGAUGCCUUCUCCUCAGACACCAAUGCCGGUGAUGCACAAAGCUGAAAAGAAAUAUGAAGUAGGUAGGGUUGCUGACGAGGAAGACGCAAAGCAGAGGCAGUUAAAGGCCAUCCUGAACAAGCUUACCCCUCAAAAUUUUGAAAAACUGUUUCAACAAGUUAAGCAAUUGAACAUAGAUAAUGUUGUUACACUUUCUCGCUUGAUCUCACAGAUUUUUGACAAAGCUCUGAUGGAGCCUACCUUCUGUGAGAUGUAUGCGAAUUUCUGCUUUCACCUUGCUGCAGAUUUGCCAGACCUAAGUGUGGAGAAUGAAAAAAUUACUUUCAAGAGAUUACUCUUGAACAAGUGCCAAGAAGAAUUUGAGAGGGGAGAAAGAGAAGAAGAAGAGGCAAAUAAAGCAGAGGAAGAAGGUGAAGCCAAACAGACAGCGGAAGAGAGAGAGGAGAAAAGACUCCAAGCACGAAGACGCAUGUUAGGUAAUAUUAGGCUGAUUGGAGAACUGUACAAGAAGAGAAUGUUGACUGAGAGAAUAAUGCAUGAGUGCCUAAAUAAGUUGUUGGGACAGUAUCAGAAUCCUGAUGAGGAGAAUAUUGAAGCCCUGUGCAAAUUGAUGAGCACAAUUGGGGAGAUGAUAGAUCACCCCAAGGCAAAGGAACAUAUUGAUGCCUAUUUUGAUAUCAUGGCCCAAUUAUCCAACAAUAUGAAGCUUUCGUCCAGGGUCAGAUUCAUGCUAAAAGAUGCUAUCGAUCUGAGAAAGAAUAAGUGGCAACAGAGGAGGAAAGUUGAAGGUCCGAAAAAGAUUGAGGAGGUACACCGCGAUGCCGCUCAAGAGCGGCAGACACAAGCAAGUAGGCUGGGUCGUGCUCCCAGCAUGGCUAGUUCUGUUCGAAGGGGUCCACCUAUGGAUUUUGGCCCUAGAUCCCCUGGUAUGUUAUCUCCGCCAGGUUCUCAGAUUGGUGGUUUCCGUGCUGUUCCCCCACAACUACGCGGUUAUGGUUCUCAGGAUGUUCGGAUGGAUGAGAGGCAUUCCUUUGAGAACAGGACCAUGUCUGUUCCUCUGCCCCAGAGACCCCUCGGUGAUGAUUCCAUAACUCUUGGGCCCCAAGGUGGCCUUGCAAAGGGGAUGGCCUACAGAGGGCAGCCAUCAGCACCUAGCGUUCCUUUGGCUGAGAUGCCAAGUCCUGGAGAUGCACGGAGGAUGGGACCUGGCCCCAAUGGAUUUAGUUCCAUGUCCGAACGGGCGGCUUAUGGCCAAAGAGAAGAUCUGAUGCCAAGGUAUAUGCCAGACAGGUUUGCUGCUCCUCCCAAUUACAACCACUCACAUUCUCAGGAGCGAAAAAUGUCCCAUGGGAAUAGAGAGGUUCGAAACACAGACAACAGUUUUGACAGUUCUAUGCAUAUUUCUCCACCUGCUCGAGGUGGGCCAACUACUAGCAGACAAAAUGUGUCUUCGGAUAAGGUGUGGUCAGAAGAGCACUUGCGGGACAAGUCUGUGGCUGCAAUCAGAGAAUUCUACAGUGCAAGAGAUGAGAAUGAGGUUGCUUUGUGCAUCAAGGAUUUGAACAGCCCCAGCUUUUAUCCAUCUAUGAUCUCUAUCUGGGUUACCGAUUCUUUUGAGAGGAAAGAUGUCGAGAGAGACCUCUUGACAAAGUUACUGAUCAAUCUUACGAAACCUCGACACGGGAUGAUAAGUGAAGAUCAACUCAUUAAAGGGUUUGAGUCUGUUCUUGCUGUGUUGGAGGAUGCUGUGAAUGAUGCCCCUAGAGCAGCAGAGUUCCUUGGUCGUAUCUUUGCCAAAGUCGUGAUGGAAAAUGUCAUUUCACUUUCUGAAAUUGGGAGAUUGAUAUAUGAAGGUGGGGAAGAGCAAGGUCAGCUUGUAGAAAUAGGGCUUGCAGCUGAAGUCCUUGGAAGUGUCUUGGAUAUAAUCAAAUCGGAAAAAGGUGACUCUGUAUUGAAUGAGAUUUGUUCAAGCUCCAAUCUGCGGCUAGAGAACUUCAGACCUGCAGGCUCUAACAAGUCACUGAGAAUAGACAAGUUCAUUUAGAGGAUAGGGAUGCUCAUUGUAUCUGGUAGAAGAUCUAUUUCUUGUUUUGUUAGGUCACAGUUCUAAAGUUUCUGAUAUAUAUAAAUAUUUAAUUCUGGGCCGAUAGGGCGGUUAUGUAGGGCAAAAAUCUUCAUGGUUUCCAUAUAAUUUUUGCCGAGUAACUGUUUACAAUGUUUGCAAGGAGCAAUUGAGCAUCAACUUAUCUGCAUCAGCAAUGUCUUCUUCUUUACCAUAUGCUAGUGCUCUACAUAGAAGAAUGUAGAAACUAAAUUGAUCUAUUCUGGAAGAGAUAAAGGAUAAGAAGGGAGGAGUUAACUACACUUGAGGACUUAUUCAUUAUAUGCUAAAUCGGAGGUGUUUGAUUUUUGCAGCUUCACAUGUUUGUAUUGUAUGGGAAGAGUGGAACUCUUUCAAAUCUUGUCUUGGUGCAAUCAUGUGUAUACAUAACAAUUCUGUAUC